AUGAACCGAGAUGACGGAGCGUUCCUCCUUUCACACACCUGGAACCCCCUCCUCCAGAGAGCACCAGGCGACGGGAAUCGAGAUGUACCGUCCGGGUGGACAGAUGUGCCAUCCAUGUCGACAGAUGUGCCGUCCAGGUCGACAGAUGUACCGUCCGGGUCGACAGAUGUACCGUCCGGGUCGACAGAUGUACCGUCCGGGUCGACAGAUGUACCGUCCGGGUCGACAGAUUUGCCGCCCAAGGAGACAGAUAAGGGGUAUGGGUGGAGAGCUAAAGUGUCCAAGCAGAACUGCUCGUUCCACUCCCUCUUGGAGCAUCUUCAGCUGAAAAAGAAUUCGGACAUAUUGUCUAUGGUCCGCCCUGUGUGGAACUACUCCCAGCCCACAAAGGUGUACCUGAGCACCCUCAUUUACGCCAUCCUGGACGUGGUGAAAAAAGACCAGAGCAUGGUCUCCUUCUUAUGGACCUGAGUGUGUUGGUGGAAAAACGACUUCAUCUCGUGGGACCUUCAGGACUUCUGUGGGCUCUACAUGGUCUCCAUUCCCAUAGAAAAACUAUGGACACCUGAUAUCACCAUAAAGGAGAUGACCGAGAAGGACAAGUCCAGCGUGAGUCCGUUUCUGUAUGUCACAUACGAAGGCAAUGUGUUCUACAAGGAAGACCAGGUGAUCGUCAGCACCUGCCGGCUGGACAUCUACAAGUUCCCCUUCGACACCCAAAGGUGCAACCUGAGCUUCAGAUCGGUGCUGCUGAGUGAUCGUGAUAUCACUCUUCACGUGUCUGGUGCAAAUGAGAAAGAAAAGUGGACUGAGCGAGGCAUGGAGAGUCAGUAUGAAUGGAUCUUCAAGAAUGUCACCAUCAACGAGUCCAAAAUCUCCCCCUUCGGAUACAAACAGGACAUGAUCACCUACACUAUCGAGAUAGAGCGCCGUUCCGUUCUCUACAUCGCAAACUUCAUCCUCCCCGUUCUGUUCUUCUUGGUGUUGGAUUUUGCUUCGUUCCUGAUGUCGGACACUGGAGGAGAGAAGAUGGGUUUUAAGGUCACUGUGCUCCUCGCUGUGACAGUGAUGCAGCUUCUGCUCAAUGAGAUUUUACCUUCGUCGUCCGAUCAGAUCCCUCUGAUCGCCAUCUUCUGUAUCGGGGUCUUCUCUCUGAUGCUCCUCAGCCUCCUGGAGUCCAUCCUGGUCCUGUAUCUGAUCAGCCGAGACCAAAGACCGGACCAGGACCAGAGCACCCCCUACAGGCCACUCCAAGAUAUGAUCAGUUUGACUCGAGGUCUGGUUCCUCUGGAGUUCACUACAGAAAAGGGGGAGGUUUCAGAGCAGUUUCUGAGCUGCCUGAUGAAAAAUCUCCUGCAGAACCAAACCCAGGAGGAGGCUGUGGGCUACUGGACCAGGAAGGCCAGCACCAUCCACAGAGUGUUCUUCAUCUUCUACCUGACCGCCGCCGUGAGCUUCCUGGGGGGGAUCUUCUACAUGUGGACAGCCCCAGUGACAUAUGAAACAAAAGGAUAG
Molecule: messenger RNA, 1515 nt
Organism: Boleophthalmus pectinirostris (great blue-spotted mudskipper)
Lineage: Eukaryota; Metazoa; Chordata; Actinopteri; Gobiiformes; Gobiidae
Product: 5-hydroxytryptamine receptor 3A-like
Exons: 10
Biological process (GO): nervous system process; monoatomic ion transmembrane transport; signal transduction
Cellular component (GO): synapse; membrane; neuron projection
Molecular function (GO): extracellular ligand-gated monoatomic ion channel activity; transmembrane signaling receptor activity; neurotransmitter receptor activity
Source: RefSeq, a predicted model, not a curated record